Molecule: messenger RNA, 1502 nt
Organism: Macadamia integrifolia
Lineage: Eukaryota; Viridiplantae; Streptophyta; Magnoliopsida; Proteales; Proteaceae
Product: protein trichome birefringence-like 43
Exons: 6
Coding region: 264-1352 (362 amino acids)
Cellular component (GO): Golgi apparatus
Molecular function (GO): O-acetyltransferase activity
Source: RefSeq, a predicted model, not a curated record
AAAAAAAAAAAAUCCUACUUUCUGUAAACAGAAAGAUUUGUUAGUUUCUCUCUCUCUCUCUCUCUCUCUCUCUCUACACCCAUUUAUUUCUUGCUUUCUUCACCCUACCAUUCUUAGUACUGACUCUUUGGGACAAAAUAAGAAGGAAAUCUCGACUGCCAGAUUCUUAGCAAUGUGUGAAUUGUGAAAAAUCAUUUUUUGAAAACCAUUUACUACUAAAAGAAAGAAAGCCCGACACCAAGGUGGUGUCUUAUCCUCCCUCCAUGGCUCUGAGUUUUCAUGCCGGAGCUGAAGCUUUUCUGGCGGUGGUGGUAAUGGUGGUGGUGGCUCUUCUCCAACCUAUAAAUGUGGUGGAAGCAAUAAUAGAAAAGAGUGGUGGGUGUGAUUACUUCCAAGGGAGUUGGGUUUUCGAUGUGUCUUAUCCUCUGUACGAUACUAACAAAUGCCCAUUCAUCGAAAAAGAAUUCAACUGCCAAAAGAAUGGUCGACCAGACAAGCUCUAUCAAAAAUACAAAUGGAAACCCAGUGACUGCAAUUUACCCAGGUUCGACGGUCAGGAUUUCUUAAAAAGAAACAAGGGGAAGAAAAUCAUGUUUGUGGGGGACUCCUUAAGCCUAAACCAAUGGCAGUCGCUGACAUGCAUGCUUUAUACAUCAGUACCAAACGCCAAAUACACCGAUGUGAGAAGAGAAAGCCUCUCCAUUUUCACUUUCACGGAAUACAACGUUUCAGUGAUGUUCUUCCGAUAUGCAUUUCUAGUGGACAUAGUAGCCGAAAAGAUUGGCCGGGUUCUUAAACUUGACUCCAUUGAGGGCAGCAAAAUAUGGCAGGGUGCUGAUACUCUUAUAUUCAAUUCAUGGCAUUGGUGGCUCCACACUGGAAGAAAGCAACCAUGGGACUUUAUUCAAGAAGGAAAUAAGUAUUACAAAGACAUGGAUCGCUUGGUUGCCUAUGAGAAGGGUUUAUCAACGUGGGCCAAAUGGAUAGACUCCAACGUUGAUCCUAAAAGAACCAAUGUCUUCUUCCAAGGGGUUUCUCCUGAUCACACUAAUGGGAAUGAUUGGAAUGAGCCACAAGAAAACUGUGGGACGCAGAAACAACCAGUUUCUGGAUCAAGGUAUCCAGGAGGUCCACACCCGGCAGAGAUCGUAGUGAAAAAAGUGUUGAGUAGGAUGGUGAAACCAGUAUGUUUGCUGGACGUGACAUUGCUCUCACAACUAAGGAAAGAUGGACACCCCUCAGUUUAUGGGUAUGGUGGGCACUUGGACAUGGACUGUAGUCACUGGUGCCUUGCUGGUGUUCCUGACACUUGGAAUCAGAUCUUAUAUGCAGCAGUCCUCAGCCAGCAUUAGACUACAAAACAAAGGGCAAAUGAAGAAUUUUAUUUUCUCUUUCUUGAAAUUUUAUUUUCCAAAUUGAAACUGGCAUUUCCAUUUGUUAAGAACAAAGAAUAAAAUUCCCAUUAUAAUUAUUGAAAAGUUCACUUCGAGUGUUCUUCCUAA